AUGACGCAGACAGAUGGGCAGGUGAUUGAGGAUGACUGCAUCAUCUCUUCUGGAUACCUGGAACCCAUCCAGUUCCCUCGCCCAGCCAUUCACUGGGCCGGAGGCAACCUUUCCAAACAAGAUUGGACCAUCCAGUGGCCCGCCACGGAGACGGGGAAGGAGAACAACCCUGUGUGCCCCGCGGAGCCGACCCCGUGGAUCCGCACCCACCUCUCCCAGAGCCCCAGGGUCCAGCCCAAGUGCGUCCAGCAUUAUUGUCACGCCGGCCCCGCCCCCGGGGGCCCCGUGUACACCCAUGUGGACAGGCUCACCGUGGACGCCUACCCGGGCCUGUGCCCGCCGCCGCCGCUGCUGGAGUCGGGCCACCGUUCCCUGCCCCCAUCACCCCGGCAGCGGCACGCCGUCCGGACCCCACCACGCACCCCCAAUAUCGUCACCACCGCGACCCCGCCUGGCACGCCGCCGCCCAUGAGGAGGAAAAACAAGCUGAAGCCCCCAGGGACCCCGCCGCCCUCCUCCCGAAAGCUGAUCCACUUGAUCCCGGGUUUCACAGCCCUCCAUCGGAGCAAGUCCCACGAGUUCCAGCUGGCGCACCGUGUAGACGAGGCCCACACGCCCAAAGCCAAGAAGAAAAGCAAACCCUUGAACCUUAAGAUUCACAGCAGUGUGGGCAGCUGUGAGAACAUCCCUUCGCAGCAGCGCUCCCCGCUCCUGUCCGAGCGCUCCCUCCGCUCCUUCUUUGUGGGACACGGGCCUUUCCUGCCCUCUACCCCUCCAGUCCACACCGAGGCCAACUUCUCCUCAAACACACUGUCAGUGCCACGCUGGUCCCCUCAGAUCCCUCGCAGAGACCUUGGAAACUCCAUCAAGCACAGGUUUUCCACCAAGUACUGGAUGUCUCAGACGUGCACAGUCUGUGGGAAAGGGAUGCUUUUUGGCCUCAAGUGUAAAAAUUGCAAGUUAAAGUGCCACAACAAAUGCACCAAAGAAGCCCCACCAUGUCACCUCCUCAUCAUCCACCGAGGAGAUCCAGCAAGGUUAGUCCGGACAGAGUCGGUCCCGUGUGACAUCAACAACCCUCUGCGAAAGCCACCCCGGUAUUCGGACCUGCACAUCAGUCAGACGCUUCCCAAAACCAACAAAAUCAACAAGGACCACAUCCCUGUCCCUUACCAGCCAGACUCUAGCAGCAAUCCCUCGUCCACGACGUCCUCCACGCCCUCCUCGCCGGCACCCCCGCUGCCUCCCAGCGCCACGCCACCCUCCCCGUUGCACCCGUCCCCACAGUGCACGAGGCAACAGAAGAACUUCAACCUGCCAGCGUCCCACUACUACAAAUACAAGCAGCAGUUUAUCUUCCCAGAUGUAGUGCCAGUGCCAGAGACGCCGACCCGGGCGCCGCAGGUCAUCCUGCAUCCAGUGACCUCGAAUCCAAUCUUGGAAGGAAAUCCAUUACUUCAAAUUGAAGUGGAGCCAACCUCAGAGAAUGAAGAGGGCCACGAUGAGGCCGAGGAGUCAGAGGACGACUUUGAGGAGAUGAACCUGUCCCUCCUCUCGGCCCGGAGCUUCCCGCGCAAGGCCAGCCAGACCAGCAUCUUCCUGCAGGAGUGGGACAUCCCCUUUGAGCAGCUGGAGAUCGGCGAGCUCAUCGGAAAGGGCCGCUUCGGGCAGGUGUACCACGGCCGCUGGCACGGGGAGGUGGCCAUCCGGCUGAUCGACAUCGAGAGGGAUAACGAGGAUCAGCUCAAGGCCUUCAAGCGGGAGGUGAUGGCCUACAGGCAGACGCGGCACGAGAACGUGGUGCUUUUCAUGGGCGCCUGCAUGAGCCCGCCCCACCUGGCCAUCAUCACCAGCCUCUGUAAGGGACGCACGCUCUAUUCGGUGGUAAGAGAUGCCAAGAUCGUCUUGGAUGUCAACAAAACCAGGCAGAUUGCCCAAGAGAUUGUGAAGGGCAUGGGCUACCUCCACGCCAAGGGAAUCCUCCACAAGGACCUCAAGUCCAAGAACGUCUUCUAUGACAAUGGCAAAGUGGUGAUCACAGACUUUGGGCUCUUCAGCAUUUCCGGGGUACUGCAAGCUGGCAGGCGGGAGGACAAGCUACGCAUCCAGAAUGGCUGGCUGUGCCACCUGGCCCCGGAGAUUAUUCGCCAGCUGUCUCCUGACACGGAGGAAGACAAGCUCCCCUUCUCCAAGCACUCAGACGUCUUUGCGCUCGGAACGAUCUGGUAUGAACUCCACGCCAGGGAGUGGCCUUUCAAGACCCAACCAGCAGAGGCAAUCAUCUGGCAAAUGGGCACAGGCAUGAAACCCAACCUCAGCCAGAUCGGCAUGGGAAAAGAAAUCUCGGACAUUCUCCUCUUCUGCUGGGCCUUUGAACAGGAAGAGAGACCGACCUUCACCAAGCUCAUGGACAUGCUAGAGAAACUGCCAAAGCGAAACCGCCGCCUGUCUCACCCCGGACAUUUCUGGAAGUCUGCAGAGCUGUGACUGUUGGACAAAGGGACGGCGCCCAGCUGCCUCAGCUCCCAAGCCACCUGUCUUUCCCUGCUCUGUCCUCUGCCAGCUCAGGAGGCCAGAGGCUCACCAUCAGAGGGUACCGACCCCGGCUGACCUGGGAGCACUGCACAGCUGAGCUCGAAGGCUUCCCUGUACCCCAGACCUAGGUCCUUUUGCUCAGGCAGGGCUGGGGACCCCUGAGCUUGGGACUGAACGGGACCAGCCAGGGAGACACGGAACGGAUCAGUGAGGCACGGGGCCGUGUAGAGAGGAGGGCUAUCGGCGGAAUGCGGAGCCCCUGGGCCGUGGAGACAUGGGCAGGAGGCCCCCCUGGGCAGGCUCACGGGACCAGUCUGUAUGUCCAUGUGUGUCUAUGUGCGCGACGCCGUCUGCUUUCGGUUCACUUUGACAAGCAAGAGCCAGGCUGCCCCGGCUCCGGGAGCGUUUCCUGGGCUGUUUGGUGUCUGUGUAGUGCGUUCCAGUUGUGCUCUCUGGGAAGACGGGGAUGGCGUGCAGAGUUGCGCACCAACUUAGUGGAAGCGACAGGGCCGAGAUCUGGGCAGGGGGACUAAGCUGUCCUGUUGUAAGCGUCUGUUCUCAGAGGCCCAACCCAAGCCUGUCGUGGUUUGUGGCACCUUCCUAUACAGCUCUGAAGCGCAGCAAAGCAGCUUUGUGUGUCUUGACUUCUGGGCCUCCCUGGGCUCCGGUUCCCCGCUGCUGCCCUCUCCCCCUGUUCUGUGAGAGCGUCGUCCCUUUUCGCCCCACCCCGCCCCUACCCCACUCCUGCCAUAUGGAAAGCACAGUGACUCCCCAGCCAGGAUGACUUCUGGGGGCUCCUUACAGCUCACCUUCAUCCAUGAUACCCCCGGAAGUCUGGGCCCUGAGAACUGGGGCUCUGGGGAGGGGGUUCUAGGACAUUCUUUUCCCCUCCCUCCGCUUCGGCACUUACACCAGCUAAGAUUGUCCACCACAAUGACCAUGCGGGUCCCUGGGAUACGUGUGUCUCCGGUUGUAGGCUGUACACGUAGCAUCCCGUUUGCAAAGGACUCCCCCGCCCCUUCACCCUUAAAACGCCCUGCUGGGGAGGCAAAGCGGGAGGCUAUUUGUGGAGGUUCUGCAGUCUCAACUCCAGCCUGGUGCUGAGGCCUAGAGUGGCCUCCACAUGAGAGGUCUGUCAUGUUUGGCCAGUGCCCCUGCGUCCCGCCCCUCCCCCACCCCCCUACCCCCGCAUCUGGGCUGGCGACUUUUCCCAACCGACCGCCUUGGGAUCCAGGGCCCCACAGGAAGGCUGCUGGAAGCAGGCCGGGCGUGCAGAGGGAUGACAGGAUCCUGUCUUAUGUCCCUUGGAAGAGUAGGUCUUUCAUUCCCAAAGCCCUGGACCCUACUCAUCUGAUCUGGCACGGAAGGGAAGUCUAUCCCCCCAAUAGGGCAAUAACCGGGCAGCCGGCAGCAUGCCCAGGGGCAGCCUACGGCUCCUCUUUACUUCCUGGGCACUGCCCAGGCUUGAUUUUUUUGGGGGGGGGGGGAGGGGGCGGGGUUGCUACCUUCUCCAGACAUCUCCCUCCCAGAGAGGGGAACUAAGUCUUCAAAAACCCUACCUGGGCUCAGACUCAGCAUCCAACCAGGUGAGGGGAGAGGAAUCUUCACGCCCUGGGGGGCCAAGCCUGCUUCCAGACUGGGAAAUUGACGAGGCUAGUUAUGCUUCCCAAGACCCUGGGCAAGGGGACCCCCCUGUGCCUCACAAAGAACCUUCCCGAAUGCCUUCCCUACGCUCCCACCUGCGUGGGAGCAGAGACCAAAGGCCCCCAUGUGGGCUGUUCCUAAGUGGAUGUUCCUUUUCUGGGGAACCAUGUCACUCCGUGGCUCUUAGCUCAACGUCGGUGUGUCUUGGAGACAUUUCACACACAUUGGCACAAGCCCCAGCCAUCCCGGUGUUGCUGGGGGCAGCUCUUGUCAGCAGCUGUCUCCCUGUCCAGCAGUCACCCAGGGGGCCGACCCCAGGCCUGGGCCUCGCCUCUUCCCAGCGGCCUCCGGAGGGCCCAGAAUCCAACCCAGACAUCUCAGGUCCCUGGACCCCACUCUUUGUCAUGGACCUUUGUGCCGGGGGAGCAAACGCGAGAGGGAGAAGCAGGCAGGGCGCAGCUACUCCGAGGCUGAAAUGCUCACCAGAGCUGUCACCUGCUCCCUCUUGGCGCUCUGUUCCCAGCACUGACGACCGUGGUCCCCCAGAGCCCUAGAGGGUCUCCAAUGGCUGCUUUCUCCAUCCGUCCAGUAGCAUCAGCUUGAGGUUGAGGACAGGGCCUGGGGGACGCAGGGAGAAGCCCCAACUUUCCCUGUGCCUUUGAAGCUUCUCUGCGUUGCUGAACAGGGUUCCUUGGGCCCGUCCCUGGGUCCCAGGUCACUUGCUCUUGACCUCCCUCUUUGCCACGCCCUUACUUUGUCCCCAGCUUCCUCCGUCUCUGUGGCAGCCAGCCUGCCCCAGGCUUCCAGCCCCUCCCUGCCACCCUCCUUCUGGCUACACCACCCUGAAUUGUUUAGAGGCCCGCUGGACUGCUCAGGCAUUGCAAUCCAGAAGGCAACCAAACCACUGCUUUCUGGGUGACCUUGCCCUUUAUUCACUAACUGAAGUGUUGGGAGGAGGUCAUAUGCAUCAAUCUUUUGCAAGGAAAGGAAAAGGGGGUGUUUGUAUUUUUACAUCAUGAUUUGCCAGCCUCGCCUGUGACGCCUAUAGAAUCCACACCACAAAGAGUGUGUGUGCAUGUGUGUGUGUGUGCACGCGCGCACUUGUCUCAUCACAGCCACGGGCAGGUGCCUAGCACCCAGCAGCACCUUGUUUCUAUCUGUGCCUCUCUUUCAGCAAACCCACAGAUACACAGGCUUCCGAGUGGGCCAGUCCACAGAGUGAAGAUUCACCAGGAAGCCUCGACCUUGCCUUCUUUGAAGGGCAUGUGGGGUUUGCACACUGAACUCCACCCAACUCUUCCAGGCCACAGGUGUUUCAGAGCACAGGGACUCCUUUGCAGGGGAAACACUCCCUGGGCCUUCUGUGGGGAUGCCCCCACAAGUCUCCACCGAAUGCCCUUUGCUCCUAGUUUUCCUUCCACUGGUCGAAGAGAAACAUCUCUUCUUGCCGCGGAGUGCCCCCUUUCUCUCCACGUCUGUCUUGGAUUCUUAGUCCCUGGAUGGUCCUCUGGGGACUAGACUCUUAUAUUCAGGAAACCUGGUUCUGCUCCUUAUCCACCCCCGAUCCCACGUGCACACAUUUGCCCCCACCCCCAGCCCACACACAAACCCAGGCUCCCUCACCUCCUGCAAUUCUUGUCCCCUGAUCACCUGUGGUGAUCAUCGAAGAGCAUGAAGGAAGGGGUAACAGCCCAGGCCCAGUCACUAUCUUGAAAGACCCAGAGCUGGGGUUGGCACAUUAUGGCCCGUGGGCCAUAUCCAGCCCACCAGCUGGGUUUCACAUACUCUCAUUGGGGGGAAACCGGUAGAAGAAGAAGGUUUUAUGAUCUGUGAAAACUCUAUGAAAUGCGAAUGUCAAUGUCAAACAAAAUUGUAUUGGCACACAGCCACACCCAUUUAUUUACAUAUGGACCAUGCCUUCUUUUGUGCUGCAAGGGCAGAGUUGGCUACGGACCGCGUGGCCCGUUAAGCUGACAAGCGUGACGGUCUCGCUUUUUACAGAAAACGCUUGUCAACCUCUGACCUAGAGAACUGUCCGAUGAAAGAUGAAACCAGCUUGUCUGUGACUCUCGGAGGAGGGACAGGAGCCAGCGGUGGGAGUCGUAGGGGCAGAGAAUGUAUUCUGGUUGUGGGGCACAGCUCAGUCCCCAGCAAAGAUCGUGGAUAUUUCUAAGAUGCUGUGACGCGAGGGGCCUUCUCGGCGACCCUCCCACUUCCUGGCUUUCUUUCCCACACUUGUUCUCAACCUCGCGUCCUCACAUUGGUCCUCCCUGCCCUCCUCCCCAGCCAGCCUUCACUUCGCCCACCCGUCCCCUGAUGACUGGUCUUGUUCCAAUUAUUCCGCCGCCCAAUCCUCCCCUCCCCCCCGGCCCGUAUGAAUUGGCAAGGGCUGUCCUAACAAAGUACCACAAACCGGGUGGCUUAAAACCACAGGAAUGGAUUCACAUAUCCGAAGACUGAAAGUCUAAAAGCAAGGUGUGGGCAGGGCCGUACACCUUCUGGUUCCCUCUGUAAGGGAACCCUUCCCUGCCGCCUCCUCUUAACCUCCGGGGGUUUGCGGGCAGCCCGGCAUGCCUUGGCUUGUAGCUGCAUCCCACCCAGCUCUGCCUCCAUGGUCACAUGACCUCCUCCUCGUGGGCUUCUGUCUCUGUGUCUAAACUUCCUCCUUAUCAGGACACCAGUCCUAUUGGAUCUUAUAAGGACACCCACCUUACUCAAGUUUGAUUUCAUCUUAACUAGUUACAUCGCGAUGACCCUAUUCCCACAUCCUGAAGUGCUGGGGGCUAAGACUUUUGUAGGAAGGACAAUUCAACCCAUAACACCCUCUUAGGAGCUUUCUCUUGUGCCUUGAUCCUUCCGUGGAAGACCCCCCUGGGAGUUCGGUCCCCAGAACCCCUGGGCCACAAGGGUCAGGACAUUGCUGUCGCUGUUAAUUAAACCUGCCCCUGACCGACACAUCCAUCCCUGGUGACCAACAGUCCUGGGCUUCAUGGAUGAGGCGGGGGGGCAGCCUGUCUGUAGUGUGACUGUCACUUGACCAUUGAAUGCAUGUGCUCAGCCCAGUCUGAAGUGGUUGGUGACACGAUGUUUGUUUUUAGGGCUACUCUCACUCCAUGGCACAGGCACAGACCUGUGUGAGCUGUGUGCUUGCUGUGUCUUUUUUUCGGUUUUGCCCGUGACGUGAGGAGGUGUCCAAGCAGCCUCGGGUGGACCCUGUCCCCAGCUCUCGGCCUCCCCUCAUCCUGCACCCCAGCCCUCACCUGCACACACCUGUAAGGGGAAUGAACUGCAGCAGAUAGGUGUCAGCCUGGGCCCCACAACAUGGGAACCCAGUGUCUUGAAGGUCCUCAAUCUUCCUGGCUCCACAGGGGGCCUCAUUCCUGAUUCUUAACCCAAAUUCCCUACUCCCGUUUUGAGGCCCUACCGCCCAUGCCAUUUUCUAGCCAGCUGGGCCAGAGAGUUGGUGAGAGAGCUUCAGUCCCCUGGACCUCCUCAACGUAUCUGUGUGCUUGCAUCUAGCACAGUGCCUGGCACAUAGUAGGUGCUCAGUAAAUGUGUACAGACUGCAGAGAGCGAGGGUUGCUGGGUAAGAGCGAGGCACUGGCACAGGAGGUCAGAUGCCCUUCCCUGCAUGCAGCCCAAGGGGCUCCGCUGGCGGGACUGGGCAGUCAUGGGAUUCCCAUAGCCAGGCCCUGGGUUGUGGAUCUCAAGUGAAUUUGCCAGGUUUCAUGGAUGUGACUCAUAAAGAAACCCAUCGGUCAGGUGUCCUCAGGCCCCUGGGCCCUGGGAGGCAGAGUAAUGAUUCAUCUCUUAACAGCCACUGUUCACUGAGCAUUUACGUGCCAGGGCAACUGAAUCCCCGUGAUGGGACGGUCCCGGGAGGUAGGUACCAUUAUCCCCGUUACACAGCCCAAGUAACUAUGGCAAAUAGAUGUACAUCAGCCUAUUAAGUAGUAGAGGCAACAUUUUAAAUAUGAGUCUUUGGGCUCACCUGUUCCCAGGAACCCACCACCCUUUUGAGUGUUUUACGCCCAGCUGACCAUCGGGAUGUGACAGCUCCAGCCUCCGACACGAUCUGCUGCUAGUAACCAGGAGACAAGUAGGAAAAAUAGGACGUCAUUGAAGGAAAGUGCAGGGGAGGUGGGGACCCUCGUGGGAGUUUGCAUGGAAGCUCUCACGUGUACCCCCAGACUGACCGGCUGCCAGCGGCUGCGGAGCUUCCAGAAGGCAUGCCUCUGGGUUGGCCGAGCUGCUCCCGGGUCCUCCCGCACCCCACCUCCACGCAGGCUGCCCGCUCCGGCUGGCUCUCGCCCUCUCUCUCACUGUUCCUCUCUCACCCUGGACGUUUCACUGUGGUCUUCUGUCCCAAUUGGCUUGCCAGUGAGUGGUCCUCCCUCCUUGCUCCUUGGGCUUACACAGCCCCUUAACACCAAGACGUGUGAAGGAUUUAUCUCAGUGGGGUGGAGACGGUUGCCGUCCCUCUACUGAGGACUGAGCUGCAGGAGCUAGGUUUUGCCUGGAGCCCACAUGAUCCAGGUUAGACGCAGUUUACCAAGCGUGUUCCAUAGACCUUUAAUUUCACAGCAGGCUAGCUGGAUAUGCAUUACUGGAAGGGAUCUAGGACCAACGUGCAUUGGAAAUGCUUAGGCAAAACAAAGCAAAACUUCUUUCUUGGUUGCAGGACUUCUCAGAGCUUGUAAGGCACUGUUGUGUGAUGAAACCUCUAAAAGACCGUCAGUGGGCUACACUUCCCAAGCUUUCCCAGGCUGUGUCCAGAAUCCCCAGUAAGAUCGACCUCUGUGAAUAUGACUUGAUGGCUUGCAUGGUACUCUGAGAGCAAAGGCCCACAGAAUGUACUGGCCCACUGAAAAGAACAGCAUCUCUGGGUCACCUUUUAGGAUUUGGGAAAGGUCAAUUGGCCCCAUCUAGCCCUUAAGUCCCCCCAGAGGCUGGAACUGUGGAUGAGGAACCUGGAAACGGAUCGAGCUGCAUCUGGGCAGACAGAUGAGCCUGGGGUCCCCACUGGUCCCCAGCUCCGCCUGCUUUUCCAUUCAAUGCUGGUAGGAAAAGCUGAGUGAGCCCCAGAAAGCUUGAGCCUUGCCCCUGCCACCUCCCAUUCCUUACCCAGGCCUGAUGACGGGUCCACGCAUGUGGACGUUAGUACCCUGAACAAGGAUGCUACAAAGGAAAACGCUAGUUGAGCAUAUCUUCCAAUGGAGGGGUCACAUUUGCUGUGUGCGGGUGACUUCUCCACCCUCCCAUGGCUUGGAGACCGGUGUGGAAAUAAUAGUGUAUGUCAUGCCCUUGAGGGGUCAGCCAGGGCUUCACCUGAAUUUUUAUCUUCAACCAAGUGAUUAGGAUGAAGAUCUAGAAGGAUCUAGUCCAAGGAGGGCAAAUAGGUGACAUUUCGGCCACCGCUGCCCCCUCCUGUACUCUUGGCAGUCAUUGCUAGUCAAUCCCAGCACACCUUCCUACUGAUCACAGAUGCAGUCUCAGGGCAUCCAAGUUGCCACUUGAGAUGGACGUGAGUGACCAUCUCUGAUCUCAUGUCUUCCCUCUUUUUCCAGAAGAAGGAACCCAGGCCCAGCAAGGGAAGGUAAACUCUCCCAAGUUAGAGCAGAGGUGGAUUUAGAACUAAGACCUCAGAAAGUUCCAGAAAUCCAGUCAUUUGAAGUCUUGGCGAUAGCUGGUGGACAGCCCCUGACAGCCCUCCAAAGGUUUCUGUUCAAUCAGGAAAGUUGGAAAAUGCAGGAAGGCCUUGUGCAUAAGACCCUUUUCCAUGAUCCCAGUUGGUAGUCAGCCUGCUUGGAGAGAGAGCGUUUGUCCUCCAGGGCACAGCUUCCCAUCAAGGUCUGAAUGCUUCCCCAGCCACGUGACAAUUGUGCUGGAAAGCUCUCUCGGGUCUUUCUGGAAGGGGUAUAUAAGUGUGGUACUGGGUAGGAGGAGCAGUGAGGGUCCGUUCUUUAUUUGAGGUGUUUCAUAAAAGUUUCUGUUGUUUGAUCUGGACACCUGUGAAGUUAGGGAAUGUUCCAGAGAGAGGACAGGACGAGGAACCUGACUCCAAAUUGCAUUUUAGUUUCUUCCUCCCGUGGAAGGCUCAACCAGAGAGAAUUUCGCCCAGAGAGAAUUUCCUGGGGUCCUAGUGGACCACCAGCUCCACUCCCGAGUUCUUGAAACACUUCUAAUAACCCAGUUUGGUGGCUGAGAGUACUUUCCGUCUGUGGCCUCUUCAUUUACUUUCUCCCUUAUUCUCCACCACCACCACCACCACCACCACCUCCUCCUGCCGGAUAACAUCUCCCCGGACCGUGAGCUGAGGAGAAAAUUACACAAUAGUAGAGAUGAAAAAUAGCUGCCAUGUAGUUAGCUUAAAUUAGCUCUGAAGUACGGCUCCCUCCCUCCAUUGAGCAGGCAGCAAUUGUUUAUGCCAAAGCUCUAUUUUCAUCAUGCCUUCUUAGAUCUGAAAGUCUAAUGAUUAAAAACAAACUUAGUUUUUCUUUUCCACCACAUAAAAAAAAAAAAAAAGACCAGCUUGGCUAGUGCUUUUAGUUUAAAAAUACCCUGACCUCCAGUGCCAGAGUGAGAAUUUUGGAAAGACUGGUUGGUGCCAGGAUAGCAGGAAGAAAACACAGGCUAACAACAGGCAGAAAAGCCUCUUUGGAGGUGAGAGAUUGGGCUGUUCAAGGUGGGAGAGGGGUUUUGUCUCCUCACUGAGGAGAUGCUGAGGUCUGGGUUGGUCUGGAAUUCUGUGGGCUUAUUUCCUAAGCAACCAUGUACUCGAUGGGUUAUUUAUUGAGCAUCUACUAUAUCUGAGACCCUGGGCAUUCAGCAGUGAGUGAAACAGAGUUCCCUCAUUGUGAAGCUUAGAGCCCAGGAGAGGAGCUAGGCAGGAAGCCGGCCAACAACAAUGUAUACACGACAGACGACAACUCACGGAGGCCUAGGGAAGGAAAACCAAUGGAGAGGGAGCCAGUAACAUGCGAUGGGGAGGACUACUGUGGCGGGAGCAGUUGGCAAAGGGCUUUCCAAGGAGGCGACAUUGAAGUUGAGACCUGGAAGAAGGGACGAUCAUUCUAGAAAGGCCUCUCAGCCUCAGCACGGUUGAUAUUGGGGACCAGCGAACUCAUUGUUGUGGGGAACUGUUGUGGGGGACUGUUGAUCAGCGCCCCUGGCCUCUACCCACUGGAUUCCUUUCCCACCACCCUGAGUUGUGACAACCAAAGAUGUCUCUAGAUAUUGCCAAA
Molecule: messenger RNA, 11423 nt
Organism: Hipposideros armiger (great roundleaf bat)
Lineage: Eukaryota; Metazoa; Chordata; Mammalia; Chiroptera; Hipposideridae
Product: kinase suppressor of Ras 2
Exons: 18
Coding region: 1-2487 (828 amino acids)
Biological process (GO): protein phosphorylation; calcium-mediated signaling; Ras protein signal transduction
Cellular component (GO): plasma membrane; cytoplasm; cytosol
Molecular function (GO): protein kinase activity; ATP binding
Source: RefSeq, a predicted model, not a curated record